This is a messenger RNA of Balearica regulorum gibbericeps (East African grey crowned-crane), 702 nucleotides long. NCBI's taxonomy places the organism in Eukaryota, Metazoa, Chordata, Aves, Gruiformes, Gruidae. The record is from RefSeq and is a predicted model, not a curated record.
AUGUUGGCUCCAACGCUGGCACCGACGGUGAGUCCAACACCAGCGCUGACGUCGGAUGGCAGAGCGGGGCCAACAGCUCCAAUGCCGAGCCCAACGCUGGCUCUGACGCCGCCACCGAGACCAGGUCCAAUCUCCAACAUCAUCUCCGGCACCGGCUCCGAGAGCAGCUCCAAUAUCAGCCCCAAGGUUGGGGCCGACAUCGGCACUGGCACCAGCUGCCACACCAAGGCCAAUGUCAACUCUGAUGCCGGCUCCCACGCCAAUGCCAACUCCAGCGCUGACAUCAGAGCCGAGACCGUGUCCAACACCAUCUCCAAGACCACGUCCAACGUUCGCUCCGAUGCCAGCUCCAAGACCAGGGUCAACGUUGGCCCCAACGUUGCCUCCAAGACCAUGUCCGAUGGCAGAUCCAAGACCAGGUCCCAUGUUGGCAUCAAGACCAGGUCCCACGUUGGCUCCAAGACCAGGUCCAACACCAGCUCCAAGACCAGGGUCAACGUUGGCUCCAAGGCCCGCUCCAAGACCGUGUCCGACAUCGGCUCCAAGGCCACAUCCAACAUUGACCCCAAGGCCAAGGCCAAUGUUGAUGCCAACAUUAGCUCCAACGUCGUCUCCAAGCCCAGAUCCAACACCAAGGUCCACGCCAGAUCCAACGCCAGGGCCAACACCGAGGCCAACGCUGGGGCCAGUGCCAACUCCAAG